Arabidopsis lyrata subsp. lyrata is the source of this 2104-nucleotide messenger RNA. RefSeq names its product putative F-box/kelch-repeat protein At1g15680. Gene Ontology annotation, molecular function: protein binding. The transcript has a single exon. The coding region runs from base 796 to 2040 and encodes 414 amino acids. Lineage: Eukaryota; Viridiplantae; Streptophyta; Magnoliopsida; Brassicales; Brassicaceae. The record is from RefSeq and is a predicted model, not a curated record.
UGGUGAAUGAGUUCAAUCUUUGAUUUCCAUUUCAUUGUUUUCUGAUAGCAUUAAUGUCUCAAAUUUGUUAUCGUAAUCUUAGGGAAUAUUGCCGUAAAUCUCUGUAUAGAUAUUUCAUUGAAAUAUUUCAGCAUUAAAUGUUUUUUUUUAAAUGUAUUUAUAGCAAGUGACUAAUAUUCCUAUAAUUUCGAUAAAAAUGUAUUAAAUUCAGUUUGUUGUUUAGAGAAAUAAUUAAUGGAAGAUCCGAUCGAGAUAUUCUUAAGAUAUCGAAUUGAAUAUCGUCGGCCUAUAAUAAAAUAAUCGUUUUUGAUUUCAAAAUAUUAACUUAAAUAGAAAUGAAAUGAGGAUUGUUGAGAUGUUUUAGAGAUUGUGUCGUUGGGAGUAAUUAAUUGAGAGAAAAAAUGUCCGAAUAGAGAUUAUAGAAAAAAAGAACCAAUUAAUGUGGGAAGAAGUUAAGGAAAUAGAGUUUAAAUAGAAUUUAAGAAUUAAUGAUGUUUUUUAUUACAACAUUCCUUAAAACUCUUAUCCUAGAUCCGAAUAUGAUUAAACCGGGUAAAACCCGGAUCCAAAUGAAUUAAUGCAAAAAAAUCCUGUAAAAAUGUAUUUGUAGAUAUAUUUUUUAAAAAAAACUAAAAAUAAUAAAUGAGUUUUGUCGUUAUGAAACCCUAAGAAAAUAUUAUCCUAAAGAGUACGUAGAUGAUCUUGAAGAAAGCCUAUCGAAAUAAGAUUAAAAUAAAUUAAAAAUAAUAAAUUGAGUUUUGUCAUGAUGAAACCCUAAAUGGAGAGUAGAAGAUCAUGAUGGAGAAUCGAGAAGUAAAUGGGAUGAAGAGUGGUUGCAAGCGUAGAAUAGAGCUUCCAGAUGAAAUAUUGGCAGAGAUAGUGGCGAGAUUACCUUUUAGAAGUGUAACGAGGUUCAAGGCCGUGUGCAAAGGAUGGAGAUCAUUAAUAGAAUCAACGUACUUCCGUCGUCUAUUUGUGUUUGCUCACCAAAAAUCUUCCUCGUCGUGGUCACUCAUGUGCGGGACAUUUGGUUGGUCAGUCCAGGAAAUGGCGGGGUUCUACGGGUGCAAGAGAUAUGGUCUUCCCCGUAGGCUAGGUUCAUACAUCCCGCCUCAUGGCUUGGUGGAUAAAUAUAAGAUCAUAGCCUGCGCGGACGGAUUGGUUUUGCUUCGAACCGUAACGAAAGGAGAGGCGUUCAUCGUGGGUAGCCCCGUGUUACGGCAAUGGGUUCAGCUCCCACCUCACCCUUGGAAAGGGAUCAGUUCAUCAGUUGAGGUAACAGGUCUAGUCACCCGAGUAGAAGACAGUGUCGUUUUGGAGUAUAAGGUGGUUUGUAUGGAUAAUGAACUCGGUUUGGAAGUUGAGUCCCUUAUCUUUGAGAUAUAUUCGUCAGUGACGGGAAGGUGGACUCGCAAAGAAGUCCGUUGUCCUCGUCUCAUCGUUUCUUUAUCCUAUCAAAGAUGCUUGAGUUUGAACAAGAUGCUUCACUGGCUUGAUAACCAUUAUCGUUCUCGGAGUAAUGUGGGAGCCAUUGUAGCAUAUGACUUCUAUGCUGCUGAUGAUCAACAGCAGUGUCGCGUUAUCCCUUUUCCUGAUCAAAAGGCUUGCUUUAGAAGAGCUUACACUACUUCCGGGGGAUUCCUCAUCUACAUAGACUACAUUAACAAAAUCCAUCUUCUGUUGAGGCUUUGGAGGCUCGAGGAGUACACAAGUGAUUCAGGGAGAUGGCAAUUAACGCAGGAGAUCAAUCUAACAUCUUUUGGCUGCGAUCACCGAUACUUUCCGGUGGCAAUGCAUCCCUCUGAAACCCAUAUCAUUUAUAUGGGAAAUCCGGACAAGGCUUUGGUGUCAAUAGACUUGAAGACACACAAGCUUACACUCCACACCAAAUCAUCAGCUUAUAGAGACACAAUGGUUUACCACUAUUUGCGUACUGUAUAUUUAUCAGUAAAUGCAGGUUUUGAUCACGACGUUUUCUACACACCCCAAUUCACACUCCCAACGUGGAUGGGGUCGGUCCCUCGUGCACCUUCAAUAUAGCCAUUCUUUGCUUGUUUCGUUUUCUCUUUGUCCAUUUUUUCCAUGUGAAAGAUUACUUUCGUUU